AUGGCAAACUUUGGUCCAAGGGAGACUUCUCCCAACAUCAGUGUUGGACUACCCACUGAGAGAGACAUACUCACAAGGAGAUAUGAUCUGGUCGAACAAAUGCAGUUCUUGUACGUCAGAGUUGUCAGGGCCAGAGACUUGCCUCCAUGCGCUCCUUACGUCGAAGUCAGACUUGGAAACUACAAAGGAACCAUCGAUCGCUUCUUUCAGAGGACGUCAUUCCCUGUAUGGAACCAAGUCUUCGCCUUCGAGAAAGACAGAAUUCAGGACUUGAAUCUCGAGGUUGUCGUAAGAGACAGAAUGGUCACGCCCCAUGCAAUCGUGGGUCGGGUUCGGUUUCUCGUGCCUGAUGCCCCGAAACGAGUACCGCCGGAGAGUCCAUUGGCACCGCAGUGGUAUAAGCUCGAGGAUCAGAACGGGACACUACUUGUAUCAGGUGAUGUCAUGUUGGCUGUGUGGAUGGGCACUCAAGCAGAUGAGUUUUUUCCUCAAGCUUGGCUCUCAAAUAGUACUUCGAUUAGCAUUGAUACUGUUGCUUAUACUUAUUCCAAGGUAUAUAUUUUACCUACAUUAUGGUAUCUCAGAGUCAAUGUGAUUCAAGCUCAAGAUUUGCUCCUUAGAUUUCAUCCUGAGAGCUCAGAUUUAUUCGUCCAAGUUGAUCUGGGGCGCUUGCGUUUAAGAACAAGCUUUUCUAAGAAGAAGAACCCAAACCCAUUAUGGAAUGAGGACUUGAUGUUUGUAGCACAAGAGCCGUUCAAGGAGUCCUUAGUAAUCAGCGUAGAGCAAGGGACUUUAGCUGACCAUGUAAGUUUAGGAAAGUGUGUGAUUCCUCUGAAAAACGUGGAUAAGAGAUUAGAUGGUGGAGGGGUGGCAAGUAGAUGGUACAACCUUGACAAGCCAGGGCCUAGUGUGAUUGAUCCUUCCCAAGAGGUAGUGUUUGCUAGUAAGUUCAACGCAAGGAUCUCAUUGGACGGUGCAUAUCACGUGCUGGACGAGCAUACUGAGUAUUGCAGCGAUUUCAGAGCAUCGGCAAAGAAGCUUUGGAGACCUAGCAUUGGGGUUUUAGAGUUGGGGUUGUUAAAGGCAUCUGGGUUGGAGCCAAUGAACAUGGGGGCUCGAACCCAUGCAUAUUGUGUGGCUAAGUAUGGUCCCAAGUGGGUUCGCACAAGGACAAUAGUUGACAGUCUUUCUCCUGUGUGGAACGAACAGUACAUGUGGGAGGUUUAUGAUCCAUACACAGUUAUUACUAUUGCAGUAUUCCACAACAAUCAACUAGAUGCAGAGAACAGGGCUAGAGGAGCAAUGGAUACCUUGAUGGGUAAGAUACGAAUUCGACUGUCCAUGCUUGAGCGUAGCAAAAUAUACACCCACUCUUAUCCUCUCAUAUGUCUGCAACCAUCGGGAGUGAAGAACAUGGGAGAAAUCCAUUUGGCCCUCAGGUUCUCUUGGCCGUUUUGGUCUUUCCUUAAUGUGCAUCAAUUCUACAUACUGCCUCUGUUUCCCAGACACCAUUACAUUUUCCCAUUGUCUCCAACUCAGAUUGAUAAUUUAAGAAACCAAGCUGCUCAUGUUACAUCGCUAAGAUUGAGCAGUGCAGAACCGCCGUUGCAUAGAGAGGUGGUGUUUGAUAUGCUGGAUGUGAGAUCAGCCAUGUGGAGCAUGAGAAAAGGUCAAGCUACUCUGAGGAGGAUCAAGAAUCUUAUGGGUGGCUUUGUUUCCUUGUGGAAGUGGUUGGAGGAUGUUAGAUACUGGAAGAAUCCUCUUACGACCUUUCUAUUUUACUUGCUCUGCAUUCUUGUGCUUCUCUUUCCGAAACCACUGUUACCCUUGGGGAUUUUCUACCCUUUUUCCCUUGGGCUGAAGUGUUACUUCAAGAGGCCCAAGCAUCCUCCUUACAUAGAUGCAGAAUUGUCCUGUCUUGAUGCAGCAAGUCCUGAUGAUUUAGAAGAAGAAUUUGACAUGUUUCCGAGUCAAUUCGAAGGAGAGCGUUUGAGAAGAAGAUAUGAUCGAUUGCGAGCCGUUGGAGGGACUGCACAAAGAAUGGCAAAUGAGGUGGCAACUAUGGGAGAAAGACUUCAGUCUCUGAGAAGCUGGAGGGACCCCAGAGCUACAACUUUGUUUUUAAUGUUUUGUUGCGUUUCUUAUAUUGUAACAAUUAUUUUUCCCGCUCGAUUUAUCAUCUUUCUUUGGAUAACAUUUUAUCUCAGGCAUCCUAGAUUCCGAAGUGUUUUACCUUCCAUUCCGCAAAACUUCCUCAUGAGAAUGCCCUCCAAACGAACUCUAAUACUGUGA
Neltuma alba is the source of this 2292-nucleotide messenger RNA. Its product is annotated as FT-interacting protein 3-like. The coding region runs from base 1 to 2292 and encodes 763 amino acids. Lineage: Eukaryota; Viridiplantae; Streptophyta; Magnoliopsida; Fabales; Fabaceae. The transcript has a single exon. The record is from RefSeq and is a predicted model, not a curated record.